AGUGCGUCCGUCGAUCAGAGUAUAUUCGAGUUUACCUGCGAAACGUGUAUCUAUGAUUGCUCAAGUUUGUAUACUCGUGCCAUCCUCGCUGUUGUGUUUUACAAAUUUCUCUGGGAUAUUAAGUCUGAACGGAAACAAGAAGUAUCAAGAGGUUGCAUACGAGCGUGCAUUGAGAAAGGAGCUAUGGGGGACGCAGCGAUGAACGUCGCAGCGUCCGGUGGCGGUGGUCAGCGUGUCGUUAAAGAAGGCUGGCUUCAAAAACGCGGGGAGCAUAUAAAGAAUUGGAGGUCGAGGUACUUUGUUUUGCGAGAUGACGGUACACUGGUUGGGUUUAAAGCAAAGCCUGAUCAACAAAUGGCAACAGCCGCACAGCCUUUAAAUAAUUUUACAGUCCGGGGAUGUCAGAUUAUGUCUGUAGAUAGACCUAAACCAUAUACCUUUGUCAUAAGAGGUUUACAAUGGGCAGCUGUUAUAGAAAGGACAUUUCAUGUAGAUACAGAGCAAGAGAGAGAAGAUUGGGUGGCAGCAAUUAGGUAUGUGGCUGCUAGGUUAGCGAGUGAAAAGGACCAACAGCCACAUUCACCGUCAAUGCAGCAUACAUCUUCGUCUGAAGAUGUUGAAAUGGAUGGAAAUUCCUCAGGAGGUGGUAGGUCAGAUUCAGGUGGGUCCAUUGGAGUAGUGUCUUCGGAUGCAGAUGGUGGCAGCAUCGAUGAAUUGUCUGCAAAGUUUAGUGUUCAAGGAACAUCUAGUAGUAAAAGUUCAGGGAAGAAGAAAGUAACCCUUGAAAAUUUUGAAUUUUUAAAAGUUUUGGGAAAGGGUACAUUUGGAAAAGUAAUCCUUUGCAGAGAGAAGGCAACAGGACACUUGUAUGCUAUAAAAAUUUUACGAAAGGAAGUAAUUAUUCGUAAACACGAGGUUGCGCACGCGCUCACAGAGAAUAGGGUAUUGCGUACCACUAAUCAUCCGUUCCUAAUUUCUUUAAAGUAUAGUUUUCAAACAGCUGACAGGCUGUGUUUUGUAAUGGAAUAUGUAAACGGCGGAGAGCUGUUCUUUCAUUUAAAACGUACCCGCAGAUUCGGGGAGGAUCGUACACGAUUCUACGGAGCUGAAAUUAUUUCAGCUUUGGGUUAUCUUCAUUCACAGGGUAUCAUUUACCGUGAUCUCAAAUUAGAGAACCUUCUCUUAGAUAAGGAUGGACAUAUUAAAAUUGCUGACUUUGGAUUAUGCAAAGAGGAUAUAACGUAUGGGAGAACGACGAAAACAUUCUGCGGAACUCCUGAGUAUCUGGCGCCAGAAGUGCUCGAAGAUAACGAUUAUGGACGAGCGGUAGACUGGUGGGGAGUUGGCGUUGUUAUGUAUGAAAUGAUCUGUGGUCGAUUACCUUUUUAUAACAAGGACCAUGAAAAGUUAUUCACGCUUAUUGUAAUGGAAGAAGUAAGAUUUCCUAGAACGGUCACUAACCAUGCAAAAGAUAUGCUUGGUGGCUUACUUAUAAAAGAUCCAAGCAAAAGAUUGGGAGGUGGACCGAACGAUGCAAAAGAGAUUAUGGAUCACGCAUUCUUUUCAUCGAUUGAUUGGUCGGACCUCGUGCAGAAAAAAAUUGCUCCUCCCUUCAAACCUCAAGUAUCUUCCGAAACAGAUACCCGAUAUUUUGAUAGCGAGUUUACGGGUGAAAGUGUCGAACUCACGCCACCCGAUCAAAGCUUCUUAGGUAGUGGAGGUGGUUUGAAUUCGAUAGCCGAAGAACAAGAACAUUUUCCCCAGUUUUCGUAUCAGGAAAGCCGCUCAGCAGCAACCUCUUCCAUCGUCUCUAUUAAUCACUGACAGUAUCAAAGGUUUUCUUUGUUUAUAUACUGAGAUAUGUGGCUAAAUGCAUGGAAAGGUCAAACAAAGACAUUCGACUGCGAUGAGUAUUGUUGGCCAAUUCGGAAGAACUCUUUUUUAAUGCAGAUUAAUUGGAAUAUCAUUUUUGCUGAUUUAUGAUGCUUUUUUUAUGGAUCUUUGAGGAAAAUUUUAACACAUAUCUCUAAUGGCGAUCAAAUUAGUGCGUGUGUAUGUGUGUGCGCGGCAUGUGUGCAACUACACGCAUAUACGUUGAAAUUGUACAUGAAAAAAUUGUGUACCAUACGAUCCGAUUGAGCUAAUACCAUUUAUACCUGCUGAGUAGGUUCACGGUGACAUAACGGGGAUAAAGUUUUGUCUUUUUUUAAAAAGAAAAAAAAAGAAACGAAAGUUAAGUGAAGGUCAUCCCGUAUGCUGUGUUACAUUGUAAAGAGUGGCACGAUCCUUCUAUGUGGAAGAACGAUAUUUGAUAAUCAUAGUUAACAGUCCUUUGUUCGACGAAAGUGAUGGUCAACGCUUUCUAGUUUCAUUGUCAACAUUAUUAUAAUAAUUUAUAGAAGGGCA
Dufourea novaeangliae is the source of this 2406-nucleotide messenger RNA. RefSeq names its product RAC serine/threonine-protein kinase (gene Akt). Gene Ontology annotation, molecular function: protein serine/threonine kinase activity; ATP binding. Lineage: Eukaryota; Metazoa; Arthropoda; Insecta; Hymenoptera; Halictidae. The coding region runs from base 184 to 1824 and encodes 546 amino acids. The record is from RefSeq and is a predicted model, not a curated record. The transcript has 7 exons. Gene Ontology annotation, biological process: protein phosphorylation.